AUGGACCUUCAGAUCUUCAGCAGAGGACAGAAAAAAGAAACAUUCUGGUACCAGAAGGGAGAGGAGUUAAUUCCAGCUACCAUGGGACUAGUUCCUUCGCAUCUGAAUGGCCUGGGUCAACACAACUCAGGCUUUGGUUUUGUGAACAGUCUUUUUGGCAUCAUCAAGGACUACGUAGACACUUUGGAGACCACACCAUCAAUGGAUUUCAUUUCCGUGCUCACAAAGUGGUUUAUAAAAAACAAAGGUUCCUAUGCCAACUAUGCUCGGCUUCCACUUCAUCACUGGCUGGCUCUUGGACUCGGGCUGAUGAAGCUGCCCCUACCCACUUGCCAUGGCAAAGGCAUAAGAGGCUGUAGCAAAGAACUCUUUGGCUCUUCAAGCUUCUGCCUGGAAACAACCUAUUGCAUAUCUGUUCACAUAUUUUUGGCCAAAGAAAGUCACAGGACCAAGCUUAACUUCAAUGGGAUUGGAGGCAUAAGUCUCUGUCAGAGCCACCAGACCUACUGCCUGAACCACACUGCAGCUGCCUUUUAUCUUGAGAGCUUGAGGCAGAGAGAGGACUUUGGGAUAUAUUUAAAAACAAAAUUAGGCAACUUGCUGAAAGAUGCAAUUGAGGGGCAGAAACAAGAUUCAAAUGCAGACGUAUCAAAAGCCACUGUUCCUUCUGCUAUCAAGCUCUGGUAUGACGAUGCUACUGGGGAACCAACGUUUGUGUCCUCAAGUGGGCCACGAAAGCACCGAGAUGAACUUACUCUCCACGACGCCUGGUGGGGCUGGGCUCUAGGAACAUGCGGCUAUCACCCUGUUUCUAAUCAUUACCCGAUUCUCCCCAACAAAGAAGAGAAGGAUAUCAUGCUUGGGGAUCUAGAAGGAAAAGUGAAGUGGCUUGAUAAUUUUCAAAAACUUCGACAUCUAUAGGAGAUUAUAGUGUGGCCUCUGCUUUGGGAUAGAGACAAAAGGUUUUUCAUUCCUGAGUGCUUGAAACACAUUUUUAAAGAACACAUGGCAGAGAACAUCUUGUCACCAACCAACAGAUACCUGCUCUAUGGCCCAUUUUACCUUUUCUUUCUUUCCUCGGAAAGCACAAGGUUCCUAGAUGUUUAUCUGUUUCAAUUUGAUGAUUUCCUCUUAGUUACAAAAACUAAGCGCAACAAAAAGAAACUUGGAAGUUCGGACACUGUUUUAAUGUGCCCUUCACUUACUCCUGAGCUGCAAACAGUAAUAAAAGAGGGUGGUUCAUGUACAGUACUCUAUCAACCCAUCCCACUAGACAGAUUGGUGGUUAAAAAUAUCGAUCCCCUCUAUGUGAGUGUUUUUGGGCCGAGAAAUGCUUUUCUUAUUCAUGAAAACAGAUAUUGACAAUGUAUAGCUGCAUUUUUAUUACAAACCCAAAUGGAAAACAUUAAAGUAUGUAUUUCAAUUUUGAAGGUCUGGAUGGCACAAAUAACAGCUGCAAUCUCUUGCUUUAUGAAGAAUUGGGAAACAAAGAAAAUUUCUCUAUUCACACUGCCUGCAGAAUCCUCUGAAAUUUAG
Messenger RNA from Orycteropus afer afer, 1536 nucleotides. The record is from RefSeq and is a predicted model, not a curated record. NCBI's taxonomy places the organism in Eukaryota, Metazoa, Chordata, Mammalia, Tubulidentata, Orycteropodidae.